Talaromyces amestolkiae is the source of this 2154-nucleotide messenger RNA. RefSeq lists its product as uncharacterized. Gene Ontology annotation, cellular component: membrane. Bases 1 to 2154 code for a protein of 717 amino acids. The transcript is spliced from 6 exons. The record is from RefSeq and is a predicted model, not a curated record. NCBI's taxonomy places the organism in Eukaryota, Fungi, Ascomycota, Eurotiomycetes, Eurotiales, Trichocomaceae. Gene Ontology annotation, biological process: transmembrane transport; carbohydrate transport. Gene Ontology annotation, molecular function: carbohydrate:proton symporter activity.
AUGGCGACCACCUCAACAACAACUACCAUCAUCACAACCCCCGAACGCCUGGAAUACCCCAUCGGAGUCCCCUAUAAAUUCUCUCCAGAAGGCGUCGUACAACGAUACCCCGGCAACACCACUCUCUGCCAUGUGCCCCCAAACUCACCUGUCCUACCAGGCCUGUGGGCCCUUCACGAUGCCCUGAAAUCCCAUUCCACGCUCUCCCAGAAGAUUCACUUACUACCACCGGCAACAUGGCACAUGACCGUCUUUGACGGUAUUCGCGAACAAGAAUGCGAACCAGGGAUGUGGCCAGCUGACAAACUGAAACAACCUCUCGACCAAUGCACCAAAGAACUAUCAAAGAGUCUACGACAGUUCGGUUUAAGGCUUACAGACGAAGGUCUCGCGCCGCCAUAUCACAUGCGUCUUCGCGGGUUCGAUUAUGCGGCCACAGUAGGGAUUGGCUUGAUUCUCGAAGGUGCCAGUCCGGAAGAAGAAAGGCGGAUAAGGAGGCUGCGGGACAGACUUGCGGAUACUAUGGGAUUUAGGGCGCCGAAUCAUGAAACCUAUGAGUGGCAUAUGAGCCCCACGGCAGCAACCGCCAGAUUAGUCGACGAAUUCGCCAACGCUCAAGAUGGCACAAACCAAGAGCAAGAACUCGGUUUCUUCGCAGCCUUGCGUCUCUAUCAGAAUGGUGUAUUUUGGAGCUUCGUCAUGUCCACUGCCAUCAUCAUGGAAGGCUACGACACAAAGUUGAUCGGAACGCUCUUUGCUCAGCCAGCCUUCCAGAAGGCCUAUGGGGAGCAUGUUAAGGGAGACACGUAUCAGAUUACGGCGGCAUGGCAGGCUGGAUUGAGCAAUUCGUCAGCAAUUGGACAAUUGCUAGGGUUGUUGAUGUCGGGGCAUCUUGUUGAGCGGUUUGGGUUUCGGAAGACUAUGAUAACGGGGUUGACGACUAUUAUUGCACUUAUUUUCAUGCAAUUCUUUGCGCCGAGUCUUGCUGUUUUGGAGGUGGCUCAGAUUCUUUUCGGAAUUCCUCUUGGCCUCUUUUUGACCACACCUGUCAUUUAUGCCCUGGAGGUUUCGCCAUUGUGUCUUCGCGAUUAUCUAAUCAAUUAUGUCAAUUCCUGCUGGGCAUUCGGUCAAAUCACCGCUACCGGUGUUCUACGAGGUGUCUUAAGCAUGAACAAUCAUUGGGCCUAUCGCAUCCCAUUUGCCAUACAAUGGUUCUGGCCCCUCAUACUAAUUCCCCUCCUCUGUUUCGCACCCGAAUCACCAUGGUGGCUCGUUCGCAAAGGUCGUCUUGAAGAAGCAAAAGCAGUAGUCAAACGUCUUACAUCCCCGACAAACGUCAAUUUUGACAUUGACAAGAACAUUGCCAUGAUGGUAGUCACAACCGAGCACGAGCGCCUCAUCGAUGCAAGUACCUCGUAUCGCGCCUGUUUUGAAGGACCCAAUCUUCGCAGAACGCUCAUUGUCAUCGGCAUCUAUUGCGUUCAGACAUUCAACGGAAAUCCGAUCCGUGGUUAUUCGACGUACUUCUUUGAGCAGGCUGGUUUGCCAACUACCCAGGCCUUCAACAUGUCCAUUGUUGGUUUUGCCUUGGCUAUCGUAGGUGGUUUCGGCUCUUGGGCUCUUAUCCCCCUCUGUGGCCGUAGAACAGCCUAUCUCGGCGGUCUCAUCAUCCUCUUUAUCAUCAUGAUCCUCGUUGGCGCUCUUGGCGUUCCUCAAGCGCAAUCUCCCACCCCGGCUUAUGCAUGGGGCAUCGGCUCUCUACUCGUCAUCUCUUCGUUCGUCUACUACGGCUCUGUCGGCCCACUCACCAACACCCUCUGCGCCGAAAUCCCGUCCGCUCUACUUCGCAGCAAAUCCGUCGUCUUGGCUCGAUGGGCGUAUGUGGUUACUACCAUUAUUGCUGGUGUCUUGACGCCUUAUAUGUUGAACCCAACGGCUUGGAAUUGGUCUGCCAAGACUGGGUUCUUUUGGGCUGGUGGAUGUCUGCUUUGUAUCAUUUUUGCCUGGAUGUAUGUUCCUGAGACGGCAGAUCGGACUACAGCGGAGAUUGAUUUGUUGUUUGAGAAGAGAGUGCCCGAAAGGCAUUUUGGCAGGACUAAAGUUGAUUUCGUUGAGGUUGUUAAUGUUGCUGUUGAUGUGGAGAAGAGUGUUUGA